AACAUGGCGUCGUCCUCUUCGUUAGGACGCGUUUUGACUCUGUGCAAACAGUUUCAGAGCAUGUUCAGGAUAUCUCCAGCCUUAAGCAGUCAACACUGCGCUGUCAAUUUGAAAAGAUGCCAGAGCAAUCUUCUAAGUAAACAAUCCUCCCUGAUCGCGUCUUCUUGGAUCGCUCCCAUCAACUGUUUCGGUCAGCAUCGAGCUGUGCACACGACCAUCAGCAGGAGAGGGCUGGAGGAGUUCUUUGAUCAGCCUGAGAACUGGGGAGAGUCCACUGUGAAGUCAGGAGCUCCAUGGAUGGCAAAACAGCUGAGAACAAAGAGCAAUGAAGACUUACACAAACUCUGGUAUGUGCUGCUGAAGGAGAGAAACAUGCUGCUGACACUGCAGCAGGAAGCAAAAAGACAAAGGGUUCAGAUGCCGAGUCCAGAACGGCUGAGGAAGGUUGAGCGGUCAAUGAUCAGGCUGGAGACAGUGGUGACUGAAAGGGAGACGACGUUGCGUCUGCUGCAGACGGGACAGGAGAAAGGCCGGCCAGGAGCCUGGAGGAGGAACAUGUUCGGAUAUGAAUACUGGUACCGAUUCAAAGAGUAUGCAAUUCCCUGGUACAUGAAUAAAAGAUACAAGCGCAAAAGGUUCUACACGCCCCAUUUUGUCCAACAUCAUAUCAGGUUGCGUCUAGAGAAAUUCCUUCGAGAAAAGGCCAGGAAGGUUGACUUAAAGAGGAAAAGUUUGGCCAAAUUAAAGGAGAGGUUUCCUCAGAUGAAGGCUCCAUCUUCCUGAAUUUGCAAAAAAAAAUAAAAAUAAAUUCUAUAAAUAUACUACAACUCAGCCACCUGUUCAUACAAUCUACUGCUGUUUGAGCACAUUCAUUUGUCCAGCUGUUAUACAAGAUAAACUAUGUUGUCUGGAUUGGA
Girardinichthys multiradiatus is the source of this 917-nucleotide messenger RNA. RefSeq names its product mitochondrial ribosomal protein L47 (gene mrpl47). Gene Ontology annotation, biological process: mitochondrial translation. The transcript has 7 exons. The coding region runs from base 4 to 783 and encodes 259 amino acids. The record is from RefSeq and is a predicted model, not a curated record. Gene Ontology annotation, molecular function: structural constituent of ribosome. Gene Ontology annotation, cellular component: mitochondrial large ribosomal subunit; mitochondrial ribosome. Lineage: Eukaryota; Metazoa; Chordata; Actinopteri; Cyprinodontiformes; Goodeidae.